CGUGCCAACGUCUCUUCCUCCGUUAAACCGAUCAUCUUCCUCCGUGAAUAUACCGACUCGUCCGUGAUGGAGGAGAGAGAAGACAGAGGAGGAGGAGGAGGAGGAGGAGGAGGAGGAGGAUACCACCGGGCAGCCAAGCGGCUCCGGACCGAAGAGGAGGCCGGCGGAGAGGAGCCGGAGGACUCCGCGGGAGAGGAGGCAGCGGGGAGCGGCGGCACCGAGGGCAGGAGCCGAGGGACCAAGGUUGCCGUGGACGACGCUCACCGCAUCUCGCCGUCCCCGGUCGUCCACGUCCGAGGGCUGUGUGACGCCGUGGUGGAGGCCGAUCUGGUGGAGGCGCUCGACAAGUUCGGCAACAUCUGCUACGUGAUGAUGAUGCCGUUCAAGCGCCAGGCCCUGGUGGAGUUCGACGGCGUGGAGAGCGCCGGGCGCUGCGUGUCGCGCGGGACCCGCGAGGCCGUGUGCGUUGCCGAGCAACGGGCCUUCUUCAACUUCUCCACCAGCCAGAGGAUCACCAGGCCCACCAACGCCGACGACCCCGCCGGUGGGAACAAGGUGCUGCUGCUGUCCAUCCAGAACCCGCUGUACCCCAUCACCACCGAUGUUCUCUACACCGUCUGUAACCCCGUCGUUAACGUCCAGCGCAUCGUCAUCUUCAAGCGCAAUGGCAUCCAGGCCAUGGUGGAGUUCAAGUCCGUGGAGGACGCUCAGAGGGCCAAGCUGGCUCUGAACGGAGCCGACAUCUACGCCGGCUGCUGCACGCUCAAGAUCGAGUACGCUCGGCCCAACAGACUGAACGUCGUCCGCAAUGACAACAGCAGCUGGGAUUACACCAAGCCCUUCCUCCUGCAGCGAGAGAGGGGAACGGGGAGGCAACGGCAGGCCAUACUGGGAGAACAUCCAUCCAACGGUUAUGGCUCGCACUGCCCCCUGCUGCCUCUGCCCGCAAACAGCAGGUACAGGAGACGCAGCAAGGAGGCGCAGGACAUGAUCUCCUACCCGCCGCUCCACCCUAAGACCUCCCACUCUUCCUCCUCCUACUCGUCCUUCCUUGGCCACUCCCCCUCCAGCUCCGUCGCCAUGGCGAGCGGCCUCCAUCCAGCCAAGAUGAACUGCAGCUGCAUCUUCAACCUCUUCUGUCUCUACGGCAACGUGGAGAAGGUGAAAUUCAUGAAGAGCGUUGCCGGCACGGCGUUGGUGGAGAUGGGGGACGAGUACGCCGUGGACCGAGCUGUGACUCACCUCCACGGCGUCAAGGUGUUUGGCAAAAAACUCAACGUGUGUGUGUCCAAGCAGCAGGCGGUGAUUCCCAGUCAGGUGUUUGAGCUGGCCGACGGCAGCAGCAGCUACCAGGACUUCAGCCUGACCAGGAACAAUCGCUUCAGCGGCGCGCAGAGCAGCAGGAACAUCAUCCAGCCGCCCGCCGCCGUGCUGCACUUCUACAACGCCCCGCCCACCCUGAGCCAGCACCAGCUGCACGAGCUCUGUACCGAACGCGACGUCCUCCCCUUCACCAAGUUCAAGCUCUUCGAUGCCAAAUCCGGCUCCAAGACUCUGUCCGGUCUGCUGGAGUUUGACAGUAAAACUGAAGCUGUGGACGCUCUGACCGUCCUGAACCACCACCAGAUCAGAAUACCCAACACCUCCAACCCCUUCACCCUGAAACUCUGCUUCUCCACCUCCUCCCACCUGUGAGCCAGAAACAAGAUGGCCGCCGCGGUCGCCAGGGUCCUCCGGGACGACCGGGGGAAGUUUUAUUCUUUUCAGAAGGAGAAAAUUAUGGCAGAAAACAUUUUUAAUGGAUGGAUUUUAUUUGUGUGGUUCUCGUUUAUUUGAGCAUUGAGAUGGAGACGAGGCCUUUUUAGUGGAGAAAAAGCACCUUAAUGACAGCGAACUAAACGAGUUCACGGUCCUUGGAGGAUGCCAGCGAUGCACAGACUUCUCUUCCACCCAAUCACACGUGAGAAAUCAAAUCAAUAACUGGCUUCAUCCUCCACAAAAGGCCCUCGCAUUGAAGAUAUCAGCAGUCAACAUAGUCCCAUGUGAAACAGCUUUUUAGAGGAGUGGUGUGGUUGUUGGCCGAACUGAGGGAGGAAUCACUAAGAAGUGUAAACCAAUCAGAUAUCAUGUGACAAUCCUAAAAUAUCUUUUAUUUUUAUUUUUAACAAGUCAUUUUUAAUAUGGUUUGAGCGGUUUAGGAUUUAGAUUUAUUUAACUUCAUUGAGUUAAAAGUUAUUUUAUUAACAUUAAUGGUAAAUCAGGGUUUGUAAUGAGUUUUAUUUCUGUGAUUUUAAUUGUUUUGAGCCACAUUUUUUUAUUUUAAUUGUUUUAAAUGUACUUUCUGUGUUUCCUGCACAGCUGCACUCCUGAGUGACUUAUUAAGAAGAGGGGGUUGGUUAUUGUUUGACUGAGCAGCUGGUCAAUAGUGUUUAAAUAUAUGUAUAUUGUUUAUUAAUUGAACGUUUACAGAAUAAUCACAUUUUAAGGCGAAAGUCCUUUUUUUUUAAAAAUUGUGUUUGUGUACUUACUGAAUGAAUUAUAUUUUCACGUGAUUCAGCUGUCUGAUGACCAGACAGUCACAAGUUAUUAAUACGGUCGUAUUUCCUUCUGCUGCACGCAAGUUUGCAAAAUAACAACAAUUAAAACACGUCUUUGCCACGAAAGCAUUUCGUGUGAAUGUCUCACGCGACACAACAGACUUAGUGUCGCCAUUUAGAAUAACAAUAACUUCAUCAGACUUUGAGCUCGACGCAUAAUAAUAAUAAUAAUAUUGACUAAAGUGUUAACAUGCUACCGCUUGUGUUAGGAUGCUAAUAUUAGCAUGUUAGCUAGAUCAACCACAUAACUCGUUUUCUUCUGCAAUGAAUGCCGAUCACAUUCAUUUAUGUCAUUUUUCAACACUUUGAGCAGCACAAACUAAAAAUGUAUUUACCUCCAUUUUAUUUGGGCGGAGGCUUUGUUUGUUUGUGAGUGUGUGAGUGUGUGUGUAAUUGUUGGUCAACUGCCAUCUUUAAAAACAUAUCUUAAAGGAAUACUUCGCCCACAAAUGUACCAUUCGUACAUCAUUACAUCAAUUACUCAGUUACUUUAGAGUUCUUGAAGACCACUUAAAUAAAAAAACGUUGUGAUGAAUCAAGCUAAUGAGAAUCCGCGUUUAACGAAAGUAAAACUCUGUGCAAAACAAUUAAAGUUACCGCGUAGUGAGUAAUUGAUAUACAAAUGGACAUUUUGUGGUUGAAGUGUCCCUUUAAUGCACUUGAUGGUGGUUCAUGAAUGUAUUGUUAUUUUGAUUGACACGUCACCUGUGAAGCUAACGGACCGACUGACUCCGUUUAUGACUGUGAACUUUGUUUGUCGCUC
This is a messenger RNA of Cyclopterus lumpus (lumpfish), 3360 nucleotides long. RefSeq names its product heterogeneous nuclear ribonucleoprotein L-like. Gene Ontology annotation, cellular component: nucleus. The record is from RefSeq and is a predicted model, not a curated record. The transcript is spliced from 13 exons. Bases 67 to 1695 code for a protein of 542 amino acids. Gene Ontology annotation, molecular function: mRNA binding. NCBI's taxonomy places the organism in Eukaryota, Metazoa, Chordata, Actinopteri, Perciformes, Cyclopteridae. Gene Ontology annotation, biological process: mRNA processing; regulation of RNA splicing.